UAGUGGACUGCUGGUUAUUAGUUAUGUGAGUGCACUGAGUGAUCGGGUUUCGGAUACAGACGUGGUGAGCUAAAAAUCGUUAUUUUGCGGGUCUGACAAACGGAGAGGUACUACUUCAGUUAGGAUGGAGUACAUGGCAGGACCUCCCACAAGUAGUCAGGGAAACAUACUUUGCUGCCAGUGUGGUAUUCCCAUCCCUCCGAAUCCUGCAAAUAUGUGUGUGUCAUGCUUACGAACUCAAGUUGACAUCAGUGAUGGAAUCCCUAAGCAAGUCUCAGUCAAUUUCUGCAAACAGUGUGAACGCUAUCUGCAACCCCCUGGAACAUGGUUGCAAUGUGCCUUGGAAUCCAGAGAACUUCUAACACUAUGUCUGAAAAAGCUGAAAUCUUCAUUGAGCAAGGUGCGGCUUAUUGAUGCAGGCUUCAUCUGGACUGAGCCACAUUCAAAGAGAUUAAAAGUAAAAAUGACAAUACAAAAGGAGGUGAUGAACGGAGCCAUUCUGCAGCAAGUGUUUGUGGUGGAUUUUGUUAUUCACUCCCAAAUGUGUGAAGAUUGCCACAGAGUGGAAGCAAAGGAUUUCUGGAAAGCUGUAGUCCAGGUUCGCCAAAAGGUUCUGCACAAGAAGACUUUCUAUUAUUUAGAACAAGUCAUUUUGAAACACAGACUCCACCAGAACACGCUGCGUGUCAAAGAAAUUCACGAUGGGCUGGAUUUUUACUAUGCUUCCAAGCAGCAUGCGCAGAAGAUGGUAGACUUUCUCCAGUGCACGGUGCCAUGCAGGUCCAAAUCUUCACAACGAUUGAUCUCGCAUGAUGUCCAUACUAAUACUUAUAAUUACAAGAGCACCUUUUCAAUGGAAAUUGUUCCAGUAUGCAAAGACAAUCUUGUAUGUCUCUCUCCAAAACUGGCACAGAGCCUUGGAAAUAUGAACCAGAUUUGUGUGUGCGUUCGUGUAACAAGUACCAUUCACUUGAUUGAUCCCAGUACACUGCAAAUUGCUGAAGUGGAUGGAAACACGUACUGGCGCAAUCCAUUCCACAGCUUAUUCCAUCCUAAACAAUUGGAAGAGUUUAUUGUUAUGGACACAGACAUUAUAAGAGACCGAAAACAAGGAGCUGGGGCAGGCAUGAGAUCAAACAAACACACACUUGCUGAAGUCUGGGUGCAAAAGACAUCGGAAAUGAACACCAACCAGCAGUAUCAUUGUCGUACUCAUUUAGGGCACCUUCUCUCCCACGGUGACCUUGUUAUGGGAUUUGAUUUGGCGAAUUGUAACCUGAAUGAUGAGUUCAUUAACAAGAUGAAUCCUCACCAUCUUCCUGAUGUGGUGUUAAUCAAGAAGAGUUAUGAUCGCACAAAACGACAACGUAGGAGGAACUGGAAACUAAAAGAGUUGGAGAGAGACAGGGAAGGCAUGGAUACGGACGAUGAAAGGCAAUAUCAAGAUUUUCUUGAAGAUCUUGAAGAAGAUGAACUAAUCAGGAAGAAUGUUAACAUUUUUAGAAAUGCUAAUAUUCCAGUAGAAAGUGACACUGACGAGGAAGGAGCGCCACGAAUUAGUCUUGCAGAGAUGUUGGAAGAUCUACACAUUUCUCAAGAUGCUACCGGUGGGGAAGGAGCAGAAAUGUUUACUGAAUAGUUUCAAUUGCUGAUGUAUUUAGGUGAAAAAGAUUUCAAAUAAAUUCUGUCUGAACCGUCUAAAACAUGCACUCAUACAUAUUUCUCUCUGAACUUGGAUUUCCAUACACUAAGCUCUUCUGUGUUUGCAUUUCUUCUGAGUGACAAAAUAUUAAAAUAACAAAUGUUUAAGCUUUUA
Molecule: messenger RNA, 1816 nt
Organism: Bombina bombina (fire-bellied toad)
Lineage: Eukaryota; Metazoa; Chordata; Amphibia; Anura; Bombinatoridae
Gene: NMD3
Product: NMD3 ribosome export adaptor
Exons: 16
Coding region: 125-1639 (504 amino acids)
Biological process (GO): ribosomal large subunit export from nucleus
Cellular component (GO): nucleus; cytoplasm
Molecular function (GO): ribosomal large subunit binding
Source: RefSeq, a predicted model, not a curated record